UCGGGCCAUUGUCCGGCCCCUCCCUCCCAGAGGCGAACGCGCGGCUCUUGCGCAACGGGAGGGCGGAAGCCUUCCGCAGGGAAAGGCGACCUACGCUGCAAGCGAGGCGAGCGUGGAGCUGGGCAGGUCGGACUCUUCGUGACGCAUCGAGGCUUGCCAAAGAUGGCAGCUAUCGGAUUCAUGUCUUCCUGCACCUGUGCCCGUCCCAUGGUGCCUUUACUUAGGCCAGGGAUUCUAAAAAUGAGUUCACCCCAAAUACAUACAACAGCCAGGGCUGCUUCGAAAGAUUACUACGAGGUGCUGGUGCUAGGAGGAGGCACUGGCGGGAUCACCAUGAGCGCACGGAUGAAGCGGAAAGUGGGGGCCGGCAACGUGGCUGUUGUGGAGCCACAGGAGAACCAUUAUUAUCAGCCACUCUGGACUUUGGUUGGAGCUGGGGCAAAACAGUUGGCAUCGUGUGCACGUCCGACAGCAAGUGUGAUUCCUUCAGGUGUAAACUGGAUCCAGUCCAAAGUGCAGAAGCUGGAUCCAGACAAGAAUUGUGUUCAUUUGGAGAACAACCAAAAGAUAUCAUACAAGUAUUUGAUCAUUGCCCUUGGGCUCCAGCUGAAUUUCAACCAGAUCAAAGGCUUGCCUGAGGGGUUUAACUCUCCUAAAAUAGGUUCCAAUUAUUCCAUUCAUACAGUAGAGAAAACCUGGAAAGCUUUGCAGGGUUUCAAGGAAGGAAAUGCCAUUUUCACCUUUCCAAACACCCCCGUAAAGUGUGCCGGGGCACCGCAAAAGAUCAUGUACUUAUCAGAGGCCUACUUGAGAAAGACUGGAAAACGGCCCAAAGCCAACGUAAUGUUUAAUACUUCCCUUGGAGUUAUUUUCACUGUUCAGAAGUAUGCUACCGCUCUGCAAAAGAUUAUCAAAUCGAGGGACAUUGCAGUUAAUUACAGAUGUAACCUCGUCGAAGUUCGAGCCGAUAAACAAGAAGCUGUCUUUGAGAAUUUGGACAAACCUGGAGAGAUGAAGGUCUAUCAGUAUGAAAUGCUUCAUGUCACACCACCCAUGGGGCCCCCUGAGGUACUUCUGAACAGUCCGGUUUCAGAUGCAGCCGGCUGGGUCGAUGUAAACAAGGAGACGUUGCAGCAUAACAAGUACCCAAACGUAUUUGGGAUUGGAGACUGCACCAACCUCCCUACCUCAAAGACAGCUGCAGCUGUAGCUGGCCAGUCUGGUGUACUCGAUAAAACCAUUUCUUGCAUAAUGAAGGGCAAAACUCCAACUAAAAAGUACGAUGGAUACACCUCCUGCCCCCUGAUAACGAACUACAACCGAGCAAUCCUAGCAGAGUUUGAUUACAACGUUCAACCUUUAGAAACAUUUCCUUUUGACCAGAGCAAGGAGCGGCUGUUAAGUUUUCGCAUGAAAGUUGAUAUGAUGCCUCUUCUUUACUGGCAUGGACUACUGAAGGGUUUUUGGGGAGGCCCAGGUCCAAUAAGAAAAAUACUACACCUAGGGUUGAAAUAAUCUUCGAAACCACAUCUGCAUACAACACGGAGCACAACUUGUAAAGCAGUUUUCAGAGAGAUUCUGCACAGACUAUCUUGUUUUGGUAUCAAUAAAAUAAGUUUUGUCAGCUGAGAUGUCAUGCUUCAAA
Elgaria multicarinata webbii is the source of this 1645-nucleotide messenger RNA. It is a transcript of the gene SQOR, whose product is annotated as sulfide quinone oxidoreductase. The transcript has 10 exons. The record is from RefSeq and is a predicted model, not a curated record. Gene Ontology annotation, molecular function: FAD binding; sulfide:quinone oxidoreductase activity. Bases 163 to 1515 code for a protein of 450 amino acids. Lineage: Eukaryota; Metazoa; Chordata; Lepidosauria; Squamata; Anguidae. Gene Ontology annotation, cellular component: mitochondrion.